Symsagittifera roscoffensis is the source of this 1932-nucleotide messenger RNA. RefSeq lists its product as uncharacterized. The coding region runs from base 197 to 1474 and encodes 425 amino acids. The record is from RefSeq and is a predicted model, not a curated record. Lineage: Eukaryota; Metazoa; Xenacoelomorpha; Acoela; Convolutidae. The transcript has 8 exons.
GCAAGUUUGUCAUGAACAGUUAAAAUGUAAAUUUCAUACACUUUUAAUGACAGCAAAUUUGUUGUUUUAAUGCCGAACUAUGAGUAACUUAAUGAAACUAUAAAACAACCCCUCUCUCUGAGAUGGUUUUUGAUUUUAAUUCGCAGUAGAGUUAUUUAUUUCGCCAGAUGAAAGUCUUGUGGUAAGAAUUGCUGUUAUGGAAAUUGACUGUGACUCGCCGAAUAUUUCCUGCCACGAGUUAAACAACGAGGCGUCUAAAUGUAUCCGAGAUGGUACAUACGGUCUUAUUGGUGCGAUGUGGUUGAUGGGAGUGAUUGGGAUCAUAGCUAAUUCAGUCACUAUUGUAGUGCUCAAACGACUCAUCUCAGUCGACAUAGAGCGCCAGAUCAUGAACUUUAUCCUGAUCACAAUUGCACUGAAUGACAUCGCGUUCCAGACGCUGUUUCCCACUCUAGUGCUCUGGUUCCAGGCAUACCCGGAGUACAUAGAACAGUACGACUGGUACCGAAACUUCACACAACCACACAGCCCCACAUUCAGACGCAAAAGCGCCUUGUUGAGGAACUUUACAGUGAAGGGGAGAAAUGUACUUAAGUUCUCCCUACAACCAGGCUUGAUGCUGGACAGUCUGUUGCUUUAUCUUCUGCUGGCUUACUUCCUCUGGUACUGCGCCAAGAUGAAAAGUCAGUUUGGAGCUAGAAGAUCAGUUGGGAUUAUCGAAGAGAAACAGAAAAAAUUCAAAACUCUCUGCUGCAGCAUUCCACCACUGGUCACAGCCUAUUCGAUUGGCGUGUUCGUGCUGGGAGACAUCUUCAUGUUGGAGAAGCCCUCUUUGUUCAUAUCUGUGGCUCUUCUGGUGGGAGUGUGUGUGCCAGUGUUUGUACUCAACUUCUCCCGCCUGCGCAGUAUGAAGAGACUGAUGAAGGAGUUGGAGGAGUUGGCGGGAAACAUAGAGGAGGACUCGGAGGAUGAAAAUGAUGAGACAUCGGUUUACGGCGACAGUAUUCAAGACGAGAAGCCGGACGAACGGCCAGAAAUUCUCCCCGCGGAACCCACAGGCCGUCGUCCAACGAGCGAACACGUCCGAACAUCCUACGACAGCGAUCCGAGCUCACAAAACGAAGCCUCCACAUCAGCCGUUGUUCUAGCACCUCAACGUCGAGAUAGCCGAAACCCAAAUAACCGACUGAGCAUUGGUCGAAUGCAGAAAAAGUUGGACAGGAUGUUUAAAAAACAGAGUCUAAAAGCGACAAAUAAAAGUUUGACAAAAUCUAAAAGCCAGGAGGAGCUAGAGAGCCGACACAAUAAUUGGAGAAGAACCGCCCUAAUUUCUUCACUCUGCAGUGUUGUUUGUGUUUUGCCUUCUUUUGUUUACUUUGUAGUGAAGUCAACUUCGUUUUUCAAACGAGAAUAUUACGAUCACGAGUGGGUCUCAGUUUGUUUCGGAUACGUGAGUUUCUCUUCUUUUACAUGAUACUAGCUCCGAUUAAUUUCUUCAUAAACCCAUUCGUGUAUUACUUCACUAACCGUGAGUUUAGAAAGAAGUUUAGGUCGACUUUUAAAUGUUUGUUCAUCCGAAGAUACAGACGAGGGUCGGGUUUCACGACUGCUGACCAUUCGAUCGCUUCGUCAGCUAUGGAGUUACCCGAUAUUCAUCGCCAGUCGAUUCGGAGCACACCGAGUUUCAAUCGGAACCGAGCGACUGUUUCCGAACUGUAAACCCGAUAGGCCAUUUAGAACUUUUUAGUCAUCAUUUCUUAUACGCUUAAAACUUAUUUAAAUGGACUUAUUUAUUUUUUGAAACCUGUCGGAGAUUCGCCCCAGAUAACUUAAUAAUCAAUGUCAUAUUGUUGUAAUUUUAGGUUUUCCAAAAAAUAUUCAUUCUAGGAACUCAUCCCUUCCGUGACAUAAGAGUUUCAAACUUGGAUAGUA